Molecule: messenger RNA, 1028 nt
Organism: Callorhinchus milii (elephant shark)
Lineage: Eukaryota; Metazoa; Chordata; Chondrichthyes; Chimaeriformes; Callorhinchidae
Product: immunoglobulin lambda-1 light chain-like
Exons: 3
Coding region: 66-791 (241 amino acids)
Source: RefSeq, a predicted model, not a curated record
UUUGCAAAGAAGCAGGAAAGUGUCAUUUGUCUUGAAAAUCUCUCAUCUCUCUGAUCUUCAUCAAAAUGUUAAGAAUGGGCGAUUGGCUCCGAGUUCCAGUGGCCCUACUCCUGUAUCUGCAUGGGACAACUGCAGCUGUUACCCUGACUCAGCCACCGUCCAUCUCAACCACCCCGGGACACACGGUCACGAUCGCCUGCACCAUGUCCGGAGGCAGUCUGGGCAGCUAUUGGGUGAGCUGGUACCAGCGGAAGCCUGGCAGCGCCCCUCUGUUUGUUUGGUAUCAAAGCGGCACCACAGGUCAGGGAAUUCCUGAUCGAUUCACUGGUUCUAAAGGCUCAUCGAACAUGCAUUUAACCAUCAGCGGUGUGCAACCGGAGGACGCCGCCGAAUACUUCUGUGGUGCGGAAUUAAGCACCAGUCCGUAUCCCUUCCUGUUCGGUAAAGGGACUAUACUGAAUCUGAAAAACCCACAGGGCCCUUCGGUGACUGUCCUUCCGCCUUCACCAGAUCAAAUCACAGCAAAGAGCCAGGCGACCCUGGUGUGUCUGGUGAAUGAUUUUAUCCCGGGAGCUGUGGAGGUCGAGUGGACUGUGGAUGGCAGUGCCAGAAGUGAAGGUGUUGAAACGAGUGCGAUCAAACAGCAGGCGGACAACACGUACAGUGUGAGCAGUUAUCUGACUCUGCCAACCUCCGAGUGGGAGUCACACGACCUGUAUUCCUGUGUGGUCAAACACCAGACUCUGGCCAUUCCGCUCGAGAAAAGCAUCGCCAGAUCCAGUUGUACCUAAAUCAGGAAUGUGCACCGAUAGUCGAAUGUACCAUUGGCAAUCUACCUUUAAUAAUAAUAUUUGUGUUUUAUAAUAAUUUGUCGAUUUUGUUAAUUUUGUCAUAAAUUUUCCAAAUAGUUAACAAUGAAUCCGCGGUUCAUAUCGUUUGCUGGAAUUCUUAGUUUGAAUUGUACGAGUUCUCCAUGUGUCAUAUUACACGAAUAUCGAAUAAUAAUAAUAAAAUGUCUCUGCAUUGGC